This is a messenger RNA of Radiomyces spectabilis, 1234 nucleotides long. RefSeq names its product transcription initiation factor IID, 18kD subunit-domain-containing protein. Gene Ontology annotation, biological process: transcription by RNA polymerase II. Bases 91 to 1203 code for a protein of 370 amino acids. The record is from RefSeq and is a predicted model, not a curated record. Lineage: Eukaryota; Fungi; Mucoromycota; Mucoromycetes; Mucorales; Radiomycetaceae. Gene Ontology annotation, cellular component: SAGA complex. Gene Ontology annotation, molecular function: transcription coregulator activity; protein heterodimerization activity. The transcript is spliced from 4 exons.
AGUCAGUGGUCGAUUAGAGUCGUUGACAUUGGAAACUUACAAGUUUUGUGCGAACAGAUCCCACUUUUUGCAGGCAGAAAAUUUCCAAGAAUGAGUGUGACGUUUUUGACUCAAUUUCUGCACAAGUGCUUCAACGGUGGGCCGCCUUUGGCAGGUUUCUUCGGUUUUGGCGGAUAUUUUUUUAUGGACGAGAAACGGACACAAUCACAAGACAAGUAUCGCUUUCAAAGCGAAAUUCAACAAAUGAUGUUCGUUUUUGGCGAAGUCAGCGAUCCACUUCAGGAAACCACUAUGCUCGUCGAAGAUAUCGUUCGAUCCCAAGUCAUUGAAAUUAUUAUCCAAGCGGCAGCGCAAGCAUCCAGACGACGAUCGCGAUAUUUAAGUGCAGAAGAUCUCAUUUUCCUUAUGCGACAUGACCGAGCCAAAGUCAAUCGACUGCGCUCAUUUCUAAGCUGGAAGGACGUACGCAAAAACGCCAAAGACGCCUCUGGUGAUCAAGUGGAGGAAAUGGUUGAGGAUAGUAAUACAGGGAAACUGCAUCGAAGUAUUAUCAAAUUACCAUGGGAACUGGUCAAUCAAUUUUCAGAUGUGAUUGUCAAGUCAUCCAAUCCAGACGAAGAGUCCGAGGAUGAAGACGAGUUGGAGGCCUACAACGAUUCGAUUCAAAGGUUACGUGAUGCAGACGAAGUAACGCGAGCCAUGACCCGGGAGGAAUAUGUUCACUAUUCCGAAUGCCGACAAGCGUCUUUUACGUAUCGAAAAUCCAAACGAUUUAGGGAAUGGGCGAAUAUGAGCUCCUUUGUUGAAGUCCGGCCCAACGAUGAUAUUGUUGACAGUCUGGGGUUCCUAACCUACGAAAUGGUGUCCAAAUUGACCACUACGGCAUUAAAGAUCAAGCAGGACCUGAUGGAAGCAACGGGGAAAAAAGCAGAAGAACCUGUCAAUCUGAUUACCAAUUUAAAGCGCAAAAGGGAAGGGGAGGACCCGGGGAAACGCAGUGAAUCCGCCGAUGCCGAAGGUCCCGUGUCGCCGGCGACCGCGGCCGAACGGGAAGGCGACGGUCUGUUCUCCUUACCCACCAGUGAACAGACCCCUUUGCAACCCGAACAUAUCCAUGAAGCCUUUCGCCGUCUACAACAAGUCCCUCAACCCCUUAAAAACUUUCGCGGCGGUCUCGCUCGCACAAGAGUAUCCCUCAUCUAAAAAUUCAUUUGCAUAUUACCCCUCCUCGUAU